Alosa alosa (allis shad) is the source of this 414-nucleotide messenger RNA. Its product is annotated as CYTL1 domain-containing protein. Gene Ontology annotation, biological process: positive regulation of transcription by RNA polymerase II. The record is from RefSeq and is a predicted model, not a curated record. The transcript is spliced from 4 exons. NCBI's taxonomy places the organism in Eukaryota, Metazoa, Chordata, Actinopteri, Clupeiformes, Clupeidae. The coding region runs from base 1 to 414 and encodes 137 amino acids.
AUGGCCAGCACUGGGAACUGCCUCAUCUUUUUGAUCAUCGUCUCGUUUGUCCAAGGCAGCCCUCCACCGUACUGGACCAGUCCACCAACAUGCUACUCCAAAGUGCUGGACAUGGGGAGGGAUGUCAGUGCGCGUGUGGCAGACUUAAAGACUGACCCUGAAACUAGUCAUUGUGCUGACCACAUGCCGUACCUGUACAUUGAUGUGCAUAAUGCUUGCAUCAUGGAGACGAUGCUUAGCUUCAUGACCAUGAUCGAGCGCAUGCGGCAGAGACGCUGUGCGUACACACGCAAAGUCCAGGAGCUGCGCAUGAAGUUACGCCAGCUUCACAUGAUCAUCUCCCAGAGGUGUCAUGGGGACCUGGUGUUCACAAUUGAUAACUGUGGAGCAUUGGAGAGGAGAAGAACUUCCUAA